AACAGAGUUAAGAGCUGUAACGUGAGGAGGUGAACUUCAGAUACGCCCUAGAAAAAAGUGUAAAUGACAGUGUUGGCCUCUUCUCCUACCAAUGCGCCGAAGCAAAACUACAAACUUCUCAUGCCGACGAUAAAACAUGGCAGCUGGAAGAACAAGAUCCUUCCGUCGUGUGGGGAGUCUCAUGAGGAGUAAAUCUGAGGGCACACUGAUUGAUCUGGAUGACAAUAUCCCAACUACCAACAACAUAAAUGGUGGAUAUGUGCCUCGAAUGACCCAGAACUCAGAGUGGCCACUCUUACAGCCUGAAGUCACACCAUCAUCUCCGUUAAAAAAUCCCUUUUGGAACAAACUUUCCAGCUCUAAUCCUUUCUUAGACGACAUUGUACACAGCAGCCCAGACAAACAGAAUGCCAACACUUCUAAUGUGAAACUACACACUGAAAAACAUGUGGACUCAAGUAAUGAUGAUGCCAUAAGUACAUCUUCAGAUGAAGGAAAUGUGGGGAAGUUUUUGGAGAACAAGCACAAAGCCAGCAAUCGUUCUGGGAGAUGGAGGAGCGCCUCAGAUAUUCUGGACGACUUGGAGAGAAAGCAGCCAAAGCGGGAGAACAGCUUCAAACCUCCUCGGCCGGUUCUGAACCCAGACUUUGAGUGGCUGAAGAAUGACAGAGAGGCCUAUAAGAUGGCCUGGCUGAGCCACAGGCAGUUAACCCGCUCAUGUUUGGACUUAAACCUGAUGAGCCAAAGUCCUGGGUGGGCUCAGACACAAGCCACUGCCUUUCAGGUCAUCUGUAAGAUCGACCACAGCGGAGGCUCGGUACAGUUACCAGACUCAGAAAUCAGCAUCCAUUUCCCAGAGGGCCAUGUACCUCCAGGGGAAAUCCAGGAAGUUACACUAAAAGCCAUGCUCGACCCUCCUCCUGGACUCAACAACAACUACACGACAACCAUCAGUCCACUCCUAGAAGUGGUCCUCAGCAACAUCAACACAAAGGAGUGUAUAUCUGUUGACAUGAAACUGUCUGCAGAGGUAAAGAGUGACCCCUCCAGUCAGCUGAUGACCAAUGUGGUUGGGUUAGUGUCCAACAAAAGAGAAGGACCUUAUCUCCCUGUAAAUGACUGUUAUCUAUACAAGAACAUGAUGCAGAUGAAACUACAGGAGCUAAAGACACAUUUUUAUGUUAUUGCCUCGGCAGAAGCUUCUGCAAUCCAGACACCUGCUACAUCAGUGUGGGAUUACCUUGACCGCCAAAUUACUGUGGCGGUUUACGGUCCCAGGUACAUCCAUCCAUCUUUCAAGGUUGUAAUAGUGGUCUGCUGUCAUGAUGACGUUCCCCCUAAGCUCCCAUUUUCUGACAUCUGCAGAGGCAACAAAAACCUGCCUCCACUUGUGCUGCAGCUGUGGGGAAAGCAUCAGAUAAAACCAGACAAAUUGAAUGACCUAAAUGUUGCAAUUAGCACCACAGGAUCAAUGUUCAAAAUCAAAUCCGAGGACAAAGUAAAAGAAGUCAGGCAAAGUCGGCUUAAAAUAGGCACAGUAUUGCAUCUGCCAGUGGCAUUAUCAUGUGCUGCAAAUUCAGAAAUGACCCCAUUUACUUUAGAUUUACAAGUACAGGAAUCAAACGCUGUAACAGUUGCAGAGUUUCAAGUCCAAUCACCACCAGCAGCACCAAUGCGGUCAGAAAAGCGAGUGUCGAGGCAAAUAGACAGACGAGCUGAAAUGGCGAGAAGAUCCCCAAUUCCUGAGGAAAGUGUCCCAGAUUUCCCCAGAUUUCAAGACAAACCAGUGAAUGUGCAGUGGUACGGUGUAGCGCUGAAGUCUGUUCUCCGUCAGCCACGUGUAGAGUACCUUUUAGAGUACUUCAAGGGGGACACAGUGGCCCUCCUCUCCAGAGAGAGUGUUAGAUCUGUGGGCAAUUCAAAGGUAAAGGAGUGGUAUAUUGGAUUCCUCCGAGGCAGGACUGGUUUGAUUCACUACAAAAACGUCAAGCUCAUAACCAGAGACCAGGUGAUUGAUUUCACUGGGAUUCAAAUCACCACCGAGGUCCUCUUGGACAACAUGACGCUCCCCUUUAGGAAGCUCACUUAUAUGUACUCUGCCAUCCAGACACUGGUAACUGAACACAUAACUAGCUGGAGAGGGUUUGCCAAUUCAUUAGGGUACCGUAACCUGUUGUUGGAUACCAUCACACGGAGGCACGCUGAAACCGAGGCUGACAAGGUGGCCAGUGUGCUGGAAAAACUGAAGGAAGACUGUCACGCUGAGAAGAGCAAGAAAAAAUUUCUGCAUGAGCUAAUGGUUGGUCUACUGAAGAUGGACUCUGUGAAUCUUGUGGCUCAGCUGAUUCAGACCACAGUCAUUUUAUCCACCGCUGUGGAACUUGGAGUUCGGUGGCGAGAACUCGCAGAGAAGAUCGGGAAACUCUCCAGUGCUCAAAUCGCAGGUUAUGAAGCUCCGCACCGAGGCAAAAAUGGUGAAGUGGGACCUCAGUCGAUGUGGAAGCCUGCCUAUGACUUCCUGUACUCCUGGAGCCUGAGGUAUGGAGACAGUUACAGAGACAUGAUCCAGGAUCUCCACCUGGUCUUGGACAAAAUGAAAAACCCAGUAACCAAACAGUGGAGGCACCUGACUGGUGCUCUCAUCACAGUGAACUGCCUCGAUAUCUUUCGUGCCUCUGCAUACCCCAAAACUUAAAAAUGCAGAGUACAAUGAAAGUUUUGUUACACAACAACUUUUUUGUGGAGAUGUUACCUUUGAGUUUUGUUUAGUCUUACAGCUCUGGAAGCAGGAGGAUUAUUUUAUGAAGACUUGCACUAUAUGUAUAAAUCUGACUUGAGUGACUAUGAAUGAAUGACAGUUCACUCAGCAAAUAUGAGAAAAAGUAACAACUUCUUUUUCUAUAUGUUUGUCCUCAGAGUAAAAUUUCAUUUUGGUAGAUCAUUUUCAUUUUUGGAAAUGCUUCCUGCAUGUGCAGAGUGAGCUUUACCAAUAGACAUCACUACCAAUGAGUUUGUACACAUUUAUCUUAAUGAGGUACGUUGCUAUGACUUCACUAUUUUCAAAGUAGAUUAGUCAUGAAGAUACAAUAUUGUACAAACCAGUAUAUAGAGGAUCUAGUAGAAGUAGGUAGCAGGUAUUCUUUAAUCCUUUUUAUCUUUGGAUCUAAUUUGGGAUAUUAUACAUAUAAAUUAUGUAGUGCAUAUUAGACUUUAUUAUUUUCAUACAUGAUAUACAUAAUUUUAGUAAGUUCAUAAAUUAUUUUAUUGUAUUUGUAUCAGUGGAAGUUGUAGGUUUUCUCUAGGAACAUGUUCUGAGCAUAGAAUAAUGCAUAGUAAGGUAACCUUUAAAUGUGAACACUUGCUGACUAACAGUCUGCUAAUUCUGUCAGUUCUAAUUAAUAUAUAUUUCAUCUCACUGAGAGUGAGAAUUCUACCUGUGUGAAAUUUCUGUUUUCACAUUGCCAGUAAACAAAUUGUAACUAUGUAUGUGUGUCAUAAACUAUUGUUGUCCUAAAUAUUACUGGAUUUGCUAUUUUUAUACUGUAUUUUAUAUGUCUAAAUCAGAUUAUUUCAUGGGAUAUAAAGAGUAACUGGUGCAUAUUAACUGUGUUUUUUUGAUGCCAAAUGGAAGCCUCAGUGUUCAGUGUGGUGCCAUGUACAGUACUGUCAUUUUAAAUGAUGAUGAAUGUAUUUCACACUGGAAUGAAGAUGUAAAUGUAUAUAAAUAAAUAUAAAGUAUCUUA
Sphaeramia orbicularis (orbiculate cardinalfish) is the source of this 3743-nucleotide messenger RNA. RefSeq names its product MET transcriptional regulator MACC1 (gene macc1). Gene Ontology annotation, molecular function: protein binding. Lineage: Eukaryota; Metazoa; Chordata; Actinopteri; Kurtiformes; Apogonidae. The transcript is spliced from 5 exons. The record is from RefSeq and is a predicted model, not a curated record. Bases 137 to 2695 code for a protein of 852 amino acids. Gene Ontology annotation, cellular component: cytoplasm.